AUGGCUACUGCUCAGGUAUCAACGCCCCUCAAGAGCCAUCAUGGCAUCUUCAACACAAGGACCGCGGGCGGUCGCAUGCCUCUCACACCAUCCCCCCACACUCGGACCACGAGCAUGACCUCCAAUAACUGCUCUCCCUCGACACCUCCGCGAGGGGACUCAAUCCACAAGUCUAGAGACCCAUCGGCCUUCUUCGCUCGUUCCGCUUCCCGCUCGGUGUCAAAGUUCGCGUAUGCCAACUCCCCCAAGUCCAAUAUCGCCCGCAGCAGGCUGUCACCGAAGCAGCUCGAGCUUGGUGUGUCUGACUGGACUUUGACGGGUACUGGGCCUGCUACCAAUGCCACACCUUCAAGAGAGAAGUCAAGGAAGGACAAUGCGCUGCGCUCAAGAGCUGGCAAGACCACCAUCAGACUUCCACACAACGCCGCAGAUCGGUUCAUUCCGAACCGCAAUGCUAGCGAGGGCCUGAAGACUGCUGGCUCAGCCAAGGGUGACGAGAACAGACCAAAGACCAGUGAGGGCUCGACAGUCCUUGCCAAUGCCGCUAGCGCCUUCGACAUCUCGGCCCGCGGUGCUGAUGCCGACAUCACUUCUGCACUUGAAGGCCUAGGUCUUGAGGACGACGUCCCUUCAUACAGCAAGCCAAACCCGGAUGCUACCGCUUACGAGUCCGAGCUUGCGUCUGCUUGCGGCAUCUCUACCUCUCAGCGUAUCCUGGCCUUCAAGCCUGCGCCCCCCGAGUCCUCGAAGCCCAUUGACCUGCGUUCGCAAUACAAUCGCCCUCUGAAGCAGGCCAAUACCCAGUCAGCUCAAUUCCGUCGUCGCAUCCAGUCUGCUCCCGAGCGUGUGCUCGACGCUCCUGGCCUUGCCGACGACUACUAUCUCAAUCUUCUUGACUGGAGCUCUGGCAACCAAGUCGCAAUCGGCCUGGAGCGCAGCGUCUACGUCUGGUCUGCCGAGAGUGGCUCGGUCAGCUGCCUCCUCGAGGCCCCCGCCGACACUUAUGUCAGCAGCGUCAAAUGGUCCGGGGAUGGCGCCUAUGUUGGCGUUGGUCUUGGCUCAGGCGAGGUGCAGAUCUGGGACGUGGAGGAGGGCAGCAAGCUGCGCAGCAUGUUUGGACAUGACACGCGUGUUGGCGUUAUGGGUUGGAACAAGCACACCCUCUCCACAGGUGCCCGCAGCGGGCUUGUGUUUAACCACGAUGUACGAGUGGCCCAGCACAAGGUUGCGGAGCUCGUGUCGCACACUUCCGAAGUAUGCGGCCUCGAGUGGCGCUCUGAUGGAGCUCAACUGGCUACUGGCGGGAACGACAACCUGGUCUCAAUCUGGGAUGCUAGAUCCCUUGCGGCGCCCAAGUUCGCCAAGAAGAAUCACCGUGCGGCGGUCAAGGCGCUUAGCUGGUGCCCCUGGCAGCUAAAUCUUCUCGCUACUGGAGGAGGAGCCAAUGACCGACACAUCCACUUCUGGAACACCACGACGGGUGCACGGGUCAACAGCAUCGACACGGGCUCCCAAGUCACGUCCCUCAAGUUCAGCAACCACUAUCGUGAAUUGGUGAGCUCGGGCGGCUUCCCCGACAACUCGCUUAGCAUCUGGAGCUAUCCAACCUUGGUGCGCAACGUGGAGAUUCCGGCUCACGAGUCGCGCGUGCUGCACAGCUGCUUGAGCCCCGAUGGACAGAUGCUAGCCACUGCCGCGGCGGAUGAAUCACUGAAGUUCUGGAAGGUCUUUGAGCGCAAGGCUGGUGUGAGCGCCUCGGCGUCUCGGGAAGGCGGCGUGGGCAAGGGUGGGAAUAUGGCCAAACAGAUGACCAUCCGAUGA
Molecule: messenger RNA, 1821 nt
Organism: Cyphellophora europaea CBS 101466
Lineage: Eukaryota; Fungi; Ascomycota; Eurotiomycetes; Chaetothyriales; Cyphellophoraceae
Exons: 2
Coding region: 1-1821 (606 amino acids)
Biological process (GO): positive regulation of anaphase-promoting complex-dependent catabolic process; positive regulation of ubiquitin protein ligase activity; anaphase-promoting complex-dependent catabolic process
Cellular component (GO): anaphase-promoting complex
Molecular function (GO): protein binding; anaphase-promoting complex binding; ubiquitin ligase activator activity
Source: RefSeq, a predicted model, not a curated record